Messenger RNA from Phaeodactylum tricornutum CCAP 1055/1, 2088 nucleotides. RefSeq lists its product with no specific name. The record is from RefSeq and is a predicted model, not a curated record. Bases 184 to 2088 code for a protein of 634 amino acids. The transcript has 2 exons. Lineage: Eukaryota; Bacillariophyta; Bacillariophyceae; Surirellales; Neidiaceae.
CCCGGUUUUCAUCCUUUCAUUAAGCUGAUUGUCUUUACGACAUAUAGAAAAGAGCCUUAUGCUGUCACAAAAUGAAUACAAAGUGAACGUUGACAAAAGGCCGGUACCACAAACUGAGGAAAUUCUGGUCAUGUUUCGACCAGAGCCUUGCCGAUACCGGUUAAUCCCCGCUUUAGAUACACCAUGGAGAAACCACAAUCCUUCUCUGCUGCGGAAACAACUACAAAUCCUCACACUACGAUUCAGCCAUCAACUCGCAAAAGGAAUCGACGAUGGCUUGACAGAAGCGUGACAAACACUGAGAACCGCGGGCGCACGGUCUGCACCGGACAGAAUUGGAACCUGCAAGACGACCAAUCCUUUUGUCUCGGACCAACAUCAUUUCCUCAGAAAGGGAAGACCCGCUCAUCCAUUCCGCGUCUUUUGGCUCAGCGGCAGCAGGGUCUCAGAAGAAAUCAGCCAACGAUCCACCGUUGGCAGCAAAACAUGCUAAGAGAACAACCCAAACCGCUACCAGAACGCGACUACUCAAACCAAGUGAUUGUUUGGAAAGUUUCGAUGGAUCGUUCGCUUCCAUUUACGGCAUUGGAAACGCCAAUUUCGGACGCCGUUUUAUCCUUGGAUCGCCAGGGAUCAUACGCGAUUGCUUUGGGAAAAGGCGGGGGCCAGCGUUGCUCCGAUUCGGAUGCACCGCUUCUAGCGUUGCGCUGUUACGGGAUCCCGAGUCGAUCCAUUCCACACAAACGUGCUGUCGGAAUGAGACGCUCUAAUCGACACUGUACUGUCUCUCCUAAUUUGUGUACCAUUCCUUUAGUCUAUCGAACCAGCAUGCUCGGAGAAGGAUACUGUGUUGAAGACUUGCCGGAUCUCGUCGGCACAAUGCCAACCUUGGUGCUCCUUUCAAGCGAUGGCAAUGUCGGGACGACUUUUGCAGGUCCAUGGCUUAACAUAUUCGCAAAUGAAACUGUAUCGUACACGUCCAUCGUAGUGCAUUCUAUGCCUGUAAGCACCAUGAGCUCCACCUUUAUUCAAACUUUCCGCUUGGAAAAGAUGAUUGUCAAGCCACCCCAUAGUUUGAUGGGAACAUCACGGCGCAAGUUCUUAUGGAACGUUCACAAAAUCCCUUGCAAUCGAGGAAAAAUGACAUCUCCACUGACAAAGGAAUACUUCGCAACUGCGGAUGGUAUGCUGAAUUUGCCGGGAUAUCUUCAUGUUGUUGACGAUGACGAAGGUCUUUUACUCACCUGGUUCACCAUGGCGGGAUGGCAUAACGCGAAUUUUUCGCCCUGUCAACGUUAUCAAGGACCCCACCCCCCGCAACGUCGGAUAGUAACCGCAGCUUCGCACGGAUGGGAGCAGUGUUGGAGCGACCGACACUCGGGUAUCGAAGUCAAAGAUUCUAGUACGGAAUGUCUCUUUCUCGAACCAUCAAUCAUGAUUGCUUUUGAAGCACGGCUGGAUAUUUACCAGGUCCACGCAGCUUUGGAGGAUCGGCGCCUUCCGAUUGGCACUAUAGACACCAGCUCGCAAAUCUUGUACGAUUUGAUUUCCCUCCAAAACGGUGGACGCAUUAUGGAACUCGCCGUUGCUCUCAAGACAGAGGGGAAGGCAUCGGUAGGUCUUAUUCUGUCGUUGGAUAUAUUGACUCAACAUUUUGUAGCACUCCAGUGGGUAAAAUGGAAGCCGGGGUCAGCGACGCAACAGAACUUGAACCUUUUUGGCUGUUCUUGGCGGAUGAGGCAGUUGCAGACCGGUCCGUAUAGUGUAUGGGGCCAUCAGAAGAAGCAUCCUGAUGAUGAAGAGCCUGUAUGGUACAAGGCGAGCACUUGGACUCAUCUAUGCAGGGAAACCAGCCUGGCAGUGGAUACUUCCCUAGACCAAGAUGCGGAAGUGUGGUCCAGGUUUACUGUAGCAAACGCUCCGAAGGCAAAUGCCUUCCAACGGAAGCUACGUUCACAAUGCCCGAAGCUCGUUUCGUACUCAACCUUGUAUCCGGAUACUUUUCCGGUUGACAAUCAUGCCGUGAUCAUGCAACUGCCAAUUCACAGUAUGAGGUGUCAAGCACCGAUCGAACUAGUGUACGGUUGA